Molecule: messenger RNA, 861 nt
Organism: Penicillium nucicola
Lineage: Eukaryota; Fungi; Ascomycota; Eurotiomycetes; Eurotiales; Aspergillaceae
Exons: 1
Coding region: 1-861 (286 amino acids)
Source: RefSeq, a predicted model, not a curated record
AUGCGUUUAUCAGUUGUUCUCAUGGGCCUUUUCGCCUCAAUACAAACAGUCCAGUGCGGCAAGCUCGCUAAUCCCUAUGAGAUGCUGUUCCUCUACUAUGCCUAUCAAAUUGACGAGGCGGCCAAAGCUUCAGCAGUGGCUUCCGGCGUCGAUUGGGACGAAAUCAUAUCACCCGCAUGCCAGGGCAAAGACUGCACAUUCGGGACAUUUGUGAAGUCCACCUUGACCAAGAAGGGCGCCAAAGCUCUCACGCCCACUGCACUUGGCGACAGCCGCUCGCCUGAACUUUACGAAACGGCGCAAGACAUGGUCAAAAACUGGAAAUAUGACUUUCACACCCUGGUUCUCGACAAAGUUAUCUCCGGGGCGAAAAACAACAUGCGCGAGAUGAUUGCAGUAGCCACUCUUCAGGUCCAGGGCGCUCGAGGCGUGAAGCCAUCCAGUCCUCUGGUAGAGAAAGCAUGGACCGCUCUACGCUACGCCCAGGCAGAGCGGCUGACUGACAUGAUUCAAAAUGUUUAUGCUAAGAAUUUGAAAGGAUUCAAAGCCGUAGCCUUCAAGGCACAAUACCCUGAUAUCAAACUGGAAUCUACGAAACGAGUCCUCGGCCAAGAUACGACUGCCGCCGUAACUCGAGACAUCAUGUUCACAGAUCUUGACUACGUCAAGAUGGCCGGAAAUUAUAAAGGAACAGAUGCUGCAAAGCUUGAGGAGUAUCAAACGACGCUCAAAGAUUAUCUGGCUUGGGCUGAAGGCCCAAUGGACACUGUUUCCGGUUUGAAAUCACACAAUGCCCAUGCAAGAUUGUAUGGCGAAUUUUCAACUUUUUUGUCGACGGGGUGCGGUUUGCAAUUGGAAUAG